This is a messenger RNA of Clarias gariepinus (North African catfish), 1186 nucleotides long. It is a transcript of the gene pebp1, whose product is annotated as phosphatidylethanolamine binding protein 1. Gene Ontology annotation, biological process: negative regulation of MAPK cascade. The transcript is spliced from 4 exons. Bases 74 to 637 code for a protein of 187 amino acids. The record is from RefSeq and is a predicted model, not a curated record. Lineage: Eukaryota; Metazoa; Chordata; Actinopteri; Siluriformes; Clariidae.
UGGGUCUUUGCUCAGGAGCUGUAAGGAGCCUGUUCGAGUUUCUGUCUGUACGAAGAAUAAUAGUAAAACAACCAUGCCGGUGGAUAUCGAGCAGUGGACGGGGCCUCUUUCCCUCAGUGAGGUGGAGGAAAAGCCGAGCAAACCCCUGACUGUUAAAUACGGCUCUGUGGAGAUUGACGAGCUGGGGAAAGUGCUCACUCCCACUCAGGUGCAGAAUCGUCCCACAGUUAUCGAGUGGGAAGGCUGUGACUCCAGCAAGCUGUACACGAUCGCCCUGACUGAUCCGGAUGCUCCGAGCAGGAAGGACCCCAAAUUCAGAGAAUGGCAUCACUUUCUCGUCGUGAACGUGAAAGGGAACGACGUCUCCACCGGGUGUGUGAUGUCUGACUACGUCGGUUCUGGUCCUCCAAAAGGAACUGGCCUCCACCGUUACGUCUGGUUGGUGUACGAGCAGUCUGGGACGGUAAAUUGUACCGAACUCGUCCUGACCAACCGCUCAGGAGACAACCGCGGAAAAUUCAAAAUCGAGAAGUUCCGCAAGAAGUACGGCCUGGGCGCUCCGGUGGCCGGCACCUGCUACCAGGCUGAGUGGGACAACUACGUCCCCAAACUGUACGAGCAACUAUCAGGAAAAUAAACAGGAAGAUUUAUUGCACUGUUAGCGUCCUAAACGUGGCUUUAGUACACGAUUAGGAUACCGUAGGUGGGCGAUAUGGCAAAAAAUAAAAAAAUGUUGUGAUAGCUUUAAAUCGGCAUGUUGAGCUUUGAUUUUGAUAACUGACAGAAAAAAAAUAGUGCAUUUAAGGAUUUAAACAGGUUUUUAUUUCAGGAGAUUAUAAAAAAAAAAUCUAAGUGCGCUGGAAUAAUGAUUUUUUUUGCUAUGCAGAUUUGAUUCGACUAUGUGAGAUCAUCGGACAUUAUUACGCUCUCUUGUGUCAUUUCUCCCACCUCAAAGCAGUCAGUAAUUUGUUUUCUUGCCUUACUUGCCGAACAUGUUGCACUUAACAGGAGCAUUUAAGUUUUUCUUUAAUGUGAAAAUGUACCAGUGUUUAAGUUGUUUUACCCCUUAUACUCGUUCCCCUGGGUACUGUUUUAAUUUCCGUGUUAAUAUUGUGGCUCUCUUACGAUCUACUUAAAUGUCCCUGGUUACAAGAACAAAAUAAAAAUAAUAAAAUAAAUGGAUUCA